AUGGUCAAAUCGUAUUUGAAGUUUGAGCAUUCAGAGACUUUUGGGCUCAUUGCCUCGGCAACGUCCAAUGCGAUUUGGGCAAAAGAUGAGCAAAUUCCGGGCUCUGCUCGCCAGACCGGUGCUGGUCGAGCGAUCGUCGGUGCGAGUGAGCAGGUUCUGUGCUGGGAUGUGAAAAAGGGCGAACUAUUGGGUCGCUGGAGAGACUCUGCUUGCAGAGCGCAGGUAACUGUGGUCACUCAAAGCAAGACCGAUGAGGAUCUUUUCGCCGUCGGCUACGAGGACGGCAGCAUUCGAAUCUGGGAUUCGCGAACAAGCACCAUUAUUAUCUCGUUUAACGGUCAUAAAUCUGCUGUUACCCAGCUGGCCUUCGAUAAUGCCGGUGUGCGCUUGGCUAGUGGCUCAAAGGAUACCGAUAUUAUUCUAUGGGAUCUGAUCGCCGAGGUUGGAAUUUUCAGGCUUCGCGGACAUACAGAUCAGAUCACUUCUCUGAACUUCCUCUUCCCGUCCCAAGAGCUUCUCAACGCUUCCGGACUCAGCGAACACGCCGGCUUCCUCCUCACCACUGGUAAAGAUUCCCUUAUCAAAGUCUGGGAUCUUGCUUCGCAACACUGUAUCGAGACUCAUGUGGCGCAAACAAAUGGUGAAUGUUGGAGCCUUGGUCUGUCCCCUGAUCAGGGCGGCUGUAUUACAGCCGGCAACGAUGGCGAAUUGAAAGUCUGGUCAAUUAACGAGGGCGUGAUGCUCGAAAUCUCAAGAGAGAAGGUAGCACAGGAAGGGCAGAGGAUUCUGACCGAUCGAGGAACUUUCUACCGGAAUGGUAAGGAUCGUACCACCGGUAUCCGAUUCCAUCCUCGUGCGGACUACGUGGGUCUCCACGGUUCAGAGAGAUCCGUGGAAGUCUGGCGCAUCCGUUCACAGACCGAGGUACAAAAGGCUAUUGCUCGCAAGACGAAGAGGAGAAAGGAGAAAGAAGCCAAGCGCGAAGGCAAGGAAGACGGUGCAGAGCCAGAGCAAGGAAUCCCCGAAGAUCCCACGUCCGCCCCGGUGACUGAGGUUUUUGUGCCGCACGUUAUCGUGCGAACGACUGGCAAAGUCCGUUCCUUCGACUGGAUGACGACAAAGACGAGCGGAGCCCUGGGCCUGCUUGCCGCGACAACAAACAAUCAGUUGGAAUCAUACAGCGUGGUGACGGCGGCCAAGAAGAACAAGGAUGAAGAGGAUGGCGAUUACACGAGGACUCUCGCGGUAGAGAUUCCGGGUCACCGAGCAGAUAUUCGGUCAGUUGCAUUGAGUUCUGAGGAUCGCAUGCUCGCGUCCGCAUCCAAUGGCAGCCUGAAGAUUUGGAACAUUCGCACAGGCACUUGUUUGCGGACUCUGGAGUGUGGAUAUGCCCUCUGUUCCGCUUUUCUUCCGGGUGAUAAGAUUGUCGUUGUGGGCAACAAAAAUGGUGAACUAGAGGUGUUCGACAUUGCGUCUUCCACUCUUCUCGACACGAUCAAGGCCCACGAUGGUCCGGUCUGGUCCCUCCAUGUUCAUCCCGACGGCAAGUCCAUGGUCAGUGGUAGUGCAGACAAAACCGCCAAGUUUUGGGAGUUCAGGGUUGUGCAAGAGGAGAUCCCCGGUACCAAGCGCACUACACCGCGUCUGAAACUGGCACACACGAGGACUCUGAAGGUGAACGAUGACAUUCUCAGCCUGCGCUUCUCUCCCGAUGCGCGCCUGCUGGCCGUCUCCUUGCUGGACAACACAGUGAAGGUCUUUUUGUGGACUCUUUGA
Penicillium oxalicum is the source of this 1776-nucleotide messenger RNA. Its product is annotated as WD40 repeat domain-containing protein. Gene Ontology annotation, molecular function: snoRNA binding; protein binding. NCBI's taxonomy places the organism in Eukaryota, Fungi, Ascomycota, Eurotiomycetes, Eurotiales, Aspergillaceae. Bases 1 to 1776 code for a protein of 591 amino acids. The transcript is spliced from 3 exons. The record is from RefSeq and is a predicted model, not a curated record. Gene Ontology annotation, cellular component: Pwp2p-containing subcomplex of 90S preribosome; small-subunit processome. Gene Ontology annotation, biological process: maturation of SSU-rRNA.